Ostrea edulis (European flat oyster) is the source of this 1707-nucleotide messenger RNA. RefSeq names its product microtubule nucleation factor SSNA1-like. The coding region runs from base 110 to 460 and encodes 116 amino acids. The transcript is spliced from 3 exons. Lineage: Eukaryota; Metazoa; Mollusca; Bivalvia; Ostreida; Ostreidae. The record is from RefSeq and is a predicted model, not a curated record. Gene Ontology annotation, cellular component: ciliary basal body; centrosome.
UAACAAUUACCUUACUACGCACAGAAUUGUGACGUAUACACAAACGUUGUUAUUAUCAACCAUUUUGUUGAACAAGUCCAAACGAAGCGGGCAUUAAUAACGAUCAAAAAUGUCACAACAAGGAGCUGCUUUACAAAGUUACAAUAAUGAACUUGUGAAAUGUAUUAAUGAUCUCUGUGGCAAGAGAGAUGAACUUCACAAACAAAUUCUCCAAGAAGAAGAAGAAAAACAGAAACUGCAAAAUGAUAUUAGAAUACUUACUGAGAGACUGGCUAAAGUAAAUGAAAGUUUAAGUAAGAAAAUGGCAUCUAGGAAUGAUUUUGACAAAACUAUAGCAGAAACAGAAUCAGCAUAUAUGAAGAUACUUGAAAGUUCCCAGACUUUGUUAAAUGUUCUGAAGAAGGAAUCACAGACCCUACGAGAGAAAUCAGUUCCAGGGCAGAGAGCCGUGCAGUCUUAAUACGUCCCUGAAAACAGAGUGAUUUAUGUAUAUGUGAAUUUGGUUAAACAUGAAAGGUGCCCUUAUAGCUGUUGUGAUACAUAUCUAAAAAAAAAAAAUAAUAAUAAUAACCAACAGUUUUAUUUGUUUUUAUGAUUAAGCAUUAGCAAAAAUAGCUCUAUAUGUUUUGGAAGAAGGGUAUUUUAAAGAUUUUGAAAAAGUGGUUAAGUUUUCCACAGUACGUUUCAGGGAUAACUGUUUAUGUCACUUUUUGAUGCAUGUAUGUUUUGCACAUUAGUUUUAUCAUUUUUUUUACUUCACUCACCAAGGGACUUAAAUGCAUUUUCACUUCUGCAAGUUGUGUCAUAAUGAUUGUUACUUUUCAUGCUCAAUUUCAUUUUUGAAAGAGAAAUCUCAGCUGUUUUUGGUAUAGAUAAUUAUAAGUUUUAUGUAUAAAGGUAAUUUAUCAAUUUUGACGACACUGGUGUUGAUGCAUUUUUAUUUUUACAUACUUUUUGUAAUCAGUUAUAUUUUGAAGAAGAAAAUUCUCAGUCGCUUUGGAAAGAAUAGUGGAAAAAUAUUUGAUGAUGUAGUUUUGCCGUAUGAAGUGCUCAUUGCUUUUUUUCAUGAUGAGUGAACUUUGUUUUGAAACUCUCUCAACAAUUUAGACAUAAAGAUAUUUGCAGUGAUGCCACUUGAUUUAAAAAAAGACUGCAUAAUAAUUUUGCAUAAAGUUUGAAAAGUGUAAUUAAUAUAUAUAAUGGUUAACAUUUUGAGAAUUUAGAAUGUACCGGUAAAAGUAGAAUUCGAUGGUAAUUUGUUUGAUUUCCACAAGACUGAUUGAUAUCAAUUUUAUCUUGGAGCAAGACUUGUUCAGUCCCGAUUUAGAUCAGUUCCAAAGGUUUUAAAAACUGAUUUGGAUGUAUAGUUUGAUGGCGCAAUGUUUCAUUUCUCGGAGACAAACUGAUUUCACACCAUUUCCUAUCACAGCUCUGUGUUAUUGUAGUUGGAUGGUUUUUUUCUUCAGCUACUGACAUGGCGAUAGCAAUUAUGAAAAUUUAUCUUGGUGAUCCAUUCAUUUCAUGUUGUACAUUAUAAAAAACUUAUUUUUUGAUUUGUAACAAAAAUUGAGACAGAAAGCAAACAAUGACAAUAGAUUAUACACAUGAAAGUUUAACAACAGUGUUUUUCAAAGAGUGGGAAAACAACUUGCUAAUAGGUGAAAAAAUCAGUUUGCGUUUGAAAAUAAAAAGGAAAAAAAACUUAAA